GCCCUCCGAAAAAAUACCGUACCGUACGGAACGGAAAUUUAGCUGUUUAAGUAGGACCAAUAUUCGUACGUAUCCGACCCGCUCUCGCUCGUUUCACAAAAAAAGACUUUUAAUCUUUUCAUCUCCAGUAUCACCGCCGCCACCCAAAUCAUCAUGAAGCUAUCCUUUUCAUUGCUAUCCCUCGCACUCGUUGCACUCUCCGCCUCCUCCGUGUCUGCUGCCGGGCUCUCGACCCGAAAGCUGCAAGAACAGUUCGAGGGCACCGACAACAGCCAGUACAACGCGCCAGACGCUCCAUCUUACUGCAAGAAAGACCAGCAGCCAAACAGCGGCGACAAGUGCCCUUCCGUGGGCCUCCAGUGCGCGUUCGACAACAACAUUCAGUGCAUCUGCGGGGAAGGAGGAUGGUCCUGCGGUAACCCAAGCCCCACCCCCACCCUGCCCACGCCCAUGCCCACCCCGUCGCCCAUCUCCAAGCCGACCUGCAACGGGUCGGACCCCUGCGUGACCAUUCUCAAGGAAAACGAGGAGGUGGACACCGAAAACAUCGCCGUCACGGACGAAGAGAGCUCUGCCGCCGGCGCCGCGUCCGCCGCGGCGGUGAUGGUCGCCGCCGGGGCCGCCACCGCCCUCGUGCUCUAAACCCCGCGGCCUUCUGUUCGGGAUCCACGUGUCGUGCGCGUGGUUCCUUUGUUUGUUUAUGGAAUGGAUUUAUUCGUUCGUGCAUUUAUUCCUUCCACCAUGCCGCCGAGCAGCAAUCGAAUUUACGGAUUAGGGUUUCCAAUGGAUGCGUUGUUCGGCGAGAUAGCAUCGUUCAUGCUGCAACUUUUACAAGAAGACGGAUCAUUGGACACAAUCGACGGUUUCGAUGGAUUGUAUUUCUUCUCCGUUAUCGGUAUUCUAUUGUACGUACGAUGCCUGUUCACACCGUUUUUUGAAAACAAAAGUAGGAAAGUACAAUAAAUGAUUAACAAGUUG
Molecule: messenger RNA, 978 nt
Organism: Pseudo-nitzschia multistriata
Lineage: Eukaryota; Bacillariophyta; Bacillariophyceae; Bacillariales; Bacillariaceae
Source: the annotation of a GenBank genome assembly